This is a messenger RNA of Rhopilema esculentum, 5145 nucleotides long. NCBI's taxonomy places the organism in Eukaryota, Metazoa, Cnidaria, Scyphozoa, Rhizostomeae, Rhizostomatidae. The record is from RefSeq and is a predicted model, not a curated record.
UUUGAUGACGCAUCAAAAAAAUGAUAAAAAAUCUUUAAAAAUCGGCCAAGGACUCGAACUCAUCUUUUCUUGCAUUUUUGCACUAAAUUAACUAUGCAGAUUUCAAAUCUGAGAUGAAAUGAAAAAUAUCUUGAACGGAAGUCAAAUUUUGUGAGGACGUCAUCAACUUGGAGAAAAUUCACUUUGAACCUUUUCAAUUGUUUUCUCGCAACUAUCAUUGUCAAAUAUGUUCCAUAUUCGAAUUGCACACAUUCAGUGCUUUUAAAGGAUGUAUUGAAUUUCUAUUAUACUUACUUUUAAACGUUCUUUCAUGACGUCAUCAUCAUUUUAUGACGUCAUCGCCUUUUAAAGGUAAUUGAAUAACGCGUGAAAGGAUGCCUAAAAAUCUUUAGCUAGUUAAAAAAAGUCAUUCAAAAUUAAAAUUUCGUUGUAUAGAAAAUGAUAUGGAUCCAUUCAUCCUUUAUCACUGUCUCCUUUGCUGGAACUCCAGAAGAAAAUGUAGUUCCACUCAUCAUCGUCUGCUUUAAGCUGAUCACCUCACCACAAUUUUUCCCAUGGCCUAGUCCUCAUUGGUUACGGAAUUUUCUUCGAUUUCAUCACUAGAGCGCUGCAGAUCUUGCAGUUUUUUAGCGGAGGGUGUGCGGGCCCUGCACAAGAUGAACAUAAUUGUGUGAAAAAAAUUUUGGAAUUAUUUUGCAGACUCCAGUAUUUUCUGCAGAUAUUCACAGCUUUUUUAACGUUGAGUUCGAGUCCUUGGCCGAUUUUUAAAGAAUUUUUAUCAUUUUUUUGAUGACGUCAUCAAAACAGCUACUUCCGGUGAUAAUUUUUUUUGGCCCAUCUUGGAUUAUGAAUUUCCAUGGUCGAUUUAGUAAGAAUGUGAAAUAAAAUUUGAGGUUAGGCAGUUUGCUAGUUUUUUCUACAAAAUUCCCUGUCUAUUAUUAGACGUUGAAACAUCGAGAGCGGGUGGAUAGAAAUGAUUUCACCAUCUAUUUGGAUGCUGGAUCUUGCUUUCAUGAUUACGGCAAUGUCUUUCCUUUUAAACGUAUACUUCCCAACUUCACUUCGAGACAUUGAUUCUAAAAUACAUUUCCCGAUUUUCUUUGCAUCAUCUAGACUGACAGCGGAAAUUGCAACCUCUACCGUGUCAAUGUUUGCAAGCUCCUUACAGUUGUCAAACGGAUUUCUUGACGUCUCUUGAUACGAGUUUGAGAUGUUUCUUUGUGCUGUUCCAUUUUUUAUACGCAACAUUUGUAACUUCUUGCAUUGCUCGAUUUACUUCAGCACAGGCAGGUGUUGAGCAGAGCCAAAUUGCUCUUUGAAGUUCGGUCAUCCCUCUCCCACGAGUGAGUCCGCCAGUUGUUUUCAAACUUCUCUUUAGAACUUGUUCAAUCAUAAGGUCAAUUGAAAGUCCUGCCCAAAACGGUAACUUCUUCUGACAACAUGAUACCUCUGCUGAAACUUUACAUAGACAUUUGGAUGGGUUUCCUGAAGAUUUGACAUUUUUGUAGAUAGAUGUGAGCAGACUUGGCGUAAAGUGAAUGAUCAGAUGCUGCAAAGAAGGGUAACAUUUUUCCCAAACAAUAGCAGCCAUCUUGAAUUUAAGGCAACCAUUUUGGAUCAAAUUACAAUAAGAAUUUCUCUGAAAUUAUUUUUAAAACAUUUUUCCUAUAUCAAAAGUAUUUUUGCAGUAAAAUUGCAAAAUUAUAACUGUAAAAUUGCAACAUAUUAGAUUUUUCAAUAUUUAUGAAAAUUAAGGGAAACUUUUGGGGUUUACCUCUCAAAAUGAGCAGUGGUAUUUUGGGGAAUUGCCUCAACCCUUUGUGGUAAGUUUUUGAUAGGUUAAGUAAGUUUUCGAUAGAAUAAGGAGCUCAAAACACUUAAAACCAUUUCUGUUGCAAUUUAUUCCAGGUCAAACAACAGAGUGACUGGACUAAUAAGCCUGUUUAAAUAGAUGCAAAAAAGUAAGUGUUUCCAAGUUCGCCAUACUAAAAUCUUACAGGUUUAUGCAAAGAACAACCUUUUUUGCUGUAAAUAUCUUGAAGGGUACUCCUAUUGCCAUAGCUCAGUUUUCACGUUUUCGCAGUGUUCGAUAUGGCUGAAGAAUAAGAAGAAACAAACGAUAUAUCUGCAUUUUUCAUUUUCAUUUCUCUACCUUGAUAAAUUUCCCAUGAUUUCCCACCCAAACAGUCAUCUUACAACUUUUAUUUAAUUUGCUUUAGCUAUUUCAGUUUGCUAAAAAAAAUUCGCGGCGGUGCGGCCAUUUUAUCUUCAGGUGGUCAUUGACAGCUCAUUCACAGGCUGCAUCCCAGUUUUUUUGACAAAACCCCUGUAUCUCGAAAGAGCCUCCUCUCCCACCCUAUCAACUUUUCUUUUUGAAUUUUACACAACAAACUGGUCUGGAAAAAGUUGGUCUGGUAAAGACCCUCGACGGGUGGUAAUGCUCCUCCUUGUCCUUCUGGACUACAAGACAAAAACACAAAUUACUCUAUAGAAGGGUGGGAUUUCACCUCGUGGCUCACAGGCUGGAAGGUGGGAAGAUUUUCUCCAUGUAAACAGGCCCUAACAGGCCAAAUAACUUACAAAAUAUGUCACCUGUUCUAUGGCUCUAUAUUAUUUGUAUAUUUAACUUUGUUUUAAUACGGAUUAAUUUUAUUGCAAUAGAAAUUGUAUUUUAAACGAUUUCUGUUUGGAAUGUAUAUUUUUGCAGAGACUUAUAACGACAGUGAGGUAAACUGAAUAUUCAUAACGUUUCAGUUAAAACAAAUAAUUUUACAACGCAAACAAGAUAUUUAUAGCCGAGAAUUUCUAAUAAUGACGAUGAUGACGUAGGUGAUUUACAAUCACCAAUAGUUUCGUUUCUACGUAGAUUAAGUUAAAUUGACUCAACAGAAUUUGCAUUGCUUUCUUUUGUUUGUUCUGCCGGUUUUGUUUCUGCAGUUUAUAAAACAGAUGGCUAAUUUGAAGGCUUUAAAUCUUUUGCAUGUUUUGUAAAAUGUCAAAGUCAGUUAGAUUUUACAGGAGGUGGACAAUGUUGCCCAGUGUAUUUUUGUACCCGUUUUUCCUGUCUUUAAACGCGCCUGUUGUGGCAUCAAGCAGCUUCUUUAUGCUUGAAAAAGGAGACCAAAAUGGUAUAAAUACUGGCAUUUCAAAGAUGCACUUUAGGUGUGAUCGCGACCAAAGUUGUGCAUACAUUAAAUUCAACAAGGUGUCACAAGAGUUUCAGCUUUUAACAGAGAAUUACGUUAUCAGUGAGGCAGACGAAGAUACAGAAACAGUUUGGAGAAAAGUUUUACAGAUUUAUCCUUCCUGCAAAGAGGCCUUACCAGGGGACCUUAACAAUGGGGUAUACUGGAUUCAGCACAAGAAUAUGCAAGAACCAAUAAAAGUCAAAUGCAACAGAGAGAUAGGAAAUGUUCUCGCAGUAUUUGAUCACGACAGCGAAUCACGCAUAGUGGCUAAAGGGUUUGAAAUCCCUGGAUCGUAUCGGCACAGAAUCACCUACACCAAUCGACUUCAAGACUUGACAAGCUUUGUCGAUUCGUCACGUCAAUGCCACCAGUUCACUAGAAUAGAUUGCUUUUCAAUGAGUUUGUAUUUCUCUUCCUCGAGUACCCCAUAUCGUGGAUACCUCGUCGAUAGAAGCGGUAAUGGAAUGGAGUACUUUGGUGGUGGGCCAACAAAAGGAAGAGGAUGCAGUUGUGGGAUAACUGGUACAUGUGCAAAAAGUUCAGAUCUUUGCAACUGUUAUGCAAAUGAUGCGGUAUGGCGAUUUGACGAGGGAUUUGUCACCGACAACAAGAGGCUGCCAAUAACUGAAGUGAGGCUUGGAGAUACAGGACAUGCGUCUGAAGAAGGUGCCCAUACCAUUGGGAAACUUAUCUGUGAAGAGUGGCCAUAAGCAUUCAUUAAAGACUACCAUCAAUUCAAAUUCUGCAGUGGAUCAUCGGAGGAGAUUUCCGUUAGUUGCACGUUGAAAACAAAACAAUUGCAACUAUGCAGUGGGAGAAUUGAAUGCUUAAAGAGACACAAUUAAACACUCCACAUGAAUUAAAACAGAAGAGAUGAAAGUCGUAUAAGAGAGCAACAAUCAUAUUUCACUUAUUACUGCAAAAUUCUUAAUAUUACAAAUCGGAAAGGAAAGGGAAAUUUGCACAUUGAAUAUAAUGCAUCCACAUGAAGCAUAGCUUGUAAUAUAGUCACAAAGGGAAGGUCUUUAUGUUUAUCCUUUGUUUGCCUUUCCAGUAGGUAAAACACCUUAAUAUCUUGUUAUGUCUAACGACAUUUUUCGACGUAUGAUUUAAAAGAAGUUCUAAAGUUAUGACGUCAUAAAAACUAUUUUUACAAUUUUUGAAUUUAGAUCCAAAAACUGAAAGAGCAUCGUGAAAUACCUCUAAAGUUACAAAAUCAGUCAAAUGUGUUACGAAUUGGCAAAAAUAUGGUUACAUUAGCACAGGCUCCUUCCCACCAAACCUCUGUAACUUGGUCUAAAUUCAUAGAACAGGGUAAAAUGACAGUACUCCGGAAUUGAACUUCAAAUAUUUUACUGGCCAUAUCUCCCCCGAUUUUAGAUAUGUUCGACUGAUUUUGCAUAUUUGGAAGUAUUUCAUCGUGUUUUUUGCUGUUAUGUGAUUAAAAUUCGAAAAUUGGAAAACAAGUUUUUUGUGACGUCAAACCAGACAUCGCAGAGCAGGGGGGCUGGGGAGAGACUUUAACAGCUCACUUUUAAUAAAAAAUGUAAAUUAUUGAGAAGUAAGCUACCAGCAAAGCCAUAAUACAUUUGGUUUUAGCCCUCGCAUUUUUUUAGAUCCCCCACACUUCCAACGCUCCGCUGUGCCUGCAAGCUGAAAAACUCUAAUGCUGUAAAUAGACUGCCACCAAAUGCCACCAAAAUAAAAAACCAACUAAAGUGAAUCAAACCUGACUUGCUCACGACCGGGCAAGUUUUUUAAGCAGAAAACAUUUUGUUCAUACGGGUCAGCCAAAGCUGAAAAUGUCUAGUAGGCAAUGACAUUGUGGCACCACAGGGUUCAAUUAUAGGACCUCUUCUCUUCAGUUUUCCUUUUUCAAGUACAUUGUAAUAAUGUCAUUCAAUCCAUUCUAAUUUCUGUGAACAGGAGAUGGCUAGCAGCCCUGGUAAACUUUUAA